CUAUAAAUAGGAGGGAUGAAGCCAGCAGAGAUCAGAUUCACUCUACAGAGACCUCUACAGCUCAGAGAUCCAGCCAUGGCACCUACAAUCACUGUAGCAAUGACCAACUCUCAGGAGCAUCUGACUCUGACCCACAAGCUCAGAAAGCCUCUGGUGGAGAAGUUACGCAGAGAGCGAAUCAACAGCAGCAUUGAGCAGCUCAAGUCUCUCCUGGGUCCAGAGUUCCUCAAACAGCAGCCAGACUCCAAGCUGGAGAAAGCAGACAUCCUGGAGAUGACCGUUUGUGUCCUGAGACGACUGCAGCAGCAGCAGCAUCAAGCUGUGGACUCAGCAGCUGUUGAUCAGGGCUACUCCAGGUGUGUCCGAGAGGUGGAACACUUCCUGUCCAAGGAACAGGUGAAGACACAGUCCCAGAGAAGACUUCUGACCGACUUCAACAAGCUGCAGUCUUCCUCUGAUAAGAACCUGAGAGAGGCUGACUUCUCUCUUCUGAGCUCCACAGUCCAGACCAGCAUCACCACAGAGAAGAGUGCAGCCAACAGCGCCCCCUGGAGGCCGUGGUAGACACCCAAGGACUUGUAUAAAAGUGAAGCUUAGAGUGAAACUCUAAUGUUGAACAAGCAAUUGUACUUGUACUCUUGGACGUUUUAACAUUGUCCUCAUUGUUGUGGUAGUCUUACGCUGAAGAGUUAUUGCAUAUGUUACUGCAAUUUUUCACUUUUAUUACCUUUUGUAAAGGUCAGAUUCUGUGUUUCUGUGAUAUUUGCAGGCAGCAGGUUGGCUACUCUUUUGUGUUUCAAAUGUAGUCACUUAUUUCUGAUUCAGGUGUUACUCUGUGAAGUAAACAUUAUUGUUCCCAAUGGGAAUGCCUAUAUAUUGUCAGUAACACUGACAAUGAUGUAUGUGCUUUUUCUCCAUUUAGGAGACACAGUUAAUCAUGUUGAACAUGUUUCAGAUUUAUAUGUGACAUUCACACACGCUAUUGAUUAAAAUGUCCUUUCUGACAUAUUUUUAAAUAUAUCAAUUGUCUGCAUUUUUAGCAGAUUCGUUUUGUGUAUGAAAAAGUUCAUCAAGACAAAUGUGCUGCUUUACAACUCUGUGAGUCACAGCACUCAUACCUUCAAUGAAGGGCUUGUUGUUUGUAAAAUGUCUCAACGUGAAUGUAUCUCUUCAAGCCAAGUGAUGCGCAUUAAAACAAUCACAAAAACAAGACAAAAAAAA
Molecule: messenger RNA, 1221 nt
Organism: Siniperca chuatsi (mandarin fish)
Lineage: Eukaryota; Metazoa; Chordata; Actinopteri; Centrarchiformes; Sinipercidae
Product: transcription factor HES-5-like
Exons: 2
Coding region: 16-564 (182 amino acids)
Biological process (GO): regulation of neurogenesis; anterior/posterior pattern specification; regulation of transcription by RNA polymerase II
Cellular component (GO): nucleus
Molecular function (GO): RNA polymerase II cis-regulatory region sequence-specific DNA binding; DNA-binding transcription factor activity, RNA polymerase II-specific; protein dimerization activity
Source: RefSeq, a predicted model, not a curated record